GCGUUUGCUUUUUUAGUUGGUUUGAGAACGCGUUCGUUGUUGUUUGCUGCUCAAACUGAGCAAAGUAUCGUCGUCGGAUUGUCUGGUUGUUUUGCGUGUUUGUCCAUCCGUUCGGUUUUUUUUAGUAGGUGGAGAGGUUUUCAGCAAGUGUUUUCAAUUGUAGUUACUUAACAAUUUGAUCAAUUAUUUUUUUGUUUGAAAUUCAAAAAGUGCAUGGAGCAUCAGAAGAUUCAGUUUUCCUGAGAAUUCCAACUUUAAAAAACUUCCCUUAGAAUCCAAGUUUUAUUUUAGACGCGCGUUGACGGUGUCGAAGAGAAAUAUAAAUUUAGAUUUGAACUGCUUAAAGAGAUUUGAUUUGUUUUUUUUAUUUGAAUUAAACAUAUAAAAAAAAUUUGCAAUCAUUGGUGGAAUAUUUUCGGCUUUUUCGCUUCUUGCUAUGGGUGCUGUUGCUUAUCUUGUUCAUUUUGCGAUAGGAAUGAUCAUCCUUAACAAUGAGGUCAGUCAAACCAAAGGAAUACUGUAUCCUCGGGAAUCUGAAACAAGGGAUGUCCGCAGUCUGGAUGGCAUGUGGAAUUUCCUGAAAUCGGAUGAAAGCAAUCCUACCCAAGGUGUUCGAGACAAAUGGUAUAUGGAUGAUCUCAGUAAAGUAAAACCAACAAUACCAAUGCCAGUGCCAGCAAGUUACAAUGAUGUAACGACAGAGGUUAGCUUGAGAGAUCAUGUGGGAACAGUGUGGUACGACAGAAAGUUCUUCGUACCAAAAGCAUGGGAAGCCGGUCAUAGAGUCUGGAUCCGCUUUGGUAGCGUCCAUUAUGAAGCUUUUGUGUGGAUAAAUGGUCAAAUGGCUAUGAAACAUGAAAUGGGUCAUCUUCCAUUUGAAGCAGAGAUCUCAGAUCUUGUAAAUUAUGGGAGAGAAAAUCGAAUCACAGUCCUGUGUGAUAACGCUUUGAUUCAGACAACAGUGCCUCAAGGGAAGAUCACUGAAGUCGCUAAGGAUGGAGGUGUGUCAAUAGUACAAACAUACACUUUUGAUUUCUUCAAUUAUGCCGGUAUUCACCGAUCUGUGCAUUUAUUUACAACUCCAAAAGUUUUCAUUGAGGAAGUCGAAGUGACAACAGAUCUUAAUGUAGAAAACACAGGAUUUGUUUAUUAUAAAAUUAGCAGCAAUGGAACAAAUGACUUGAAAGGUCUUUAUGUGCAAGUUCAACUUCGGGAUCGAGAAGGAGUUAUUGUUGCAAAUGAAACAUCAAAAUCAGAUUUGAAAGGAGUUCUCAAAGUUCCAAAGGCAAUGCCUUGGUGGCCAUAUCUUAUGCAUCCAGAACCUGGAUAUUUAUAUCAAAUGGAAGUGUUUUUGCAUGAUGACAAUGCAAGUAUUUUGGAUGUGUAUCGAUUGAAAAUUGGCAUCCGAACGCUGACAUGGAAUAAUACGUCUUUUAUGAUUAACGGAAAACCAAUUUAUUUCCGAGGAUUCGGCAGGCAUGAAGAUUCUGAUAUCCGUGGUAAGGGCUUGGAUUUUGCUCUUUUGACAAGGGACUUUAAUCUAUUAAAAUGGAUCGGGGCAAAUGCAUAUCGGACGUCGCAUUAUCCUUAUUCAGAGGAGUCGAUGCAAUUUGCUGAUGAGCACGGCAUUAUGAUAAUUGACGAGUGCCCCAGUGUGGAUACAGAAAACUACAGCCAAGCUCUUUUGGACAAGCACAAAUCUUCUAUGGAUCAAUUGAUUCAUCGUGAUCGCAAUCAUGCUAGCGUUGUAAUGUGGUCAAUUGCCAAUGAACCCAGAACUAGUCAAUUUCAUGCAGAUUCUUAUUUCGAAUUUGUUGCCAAUUUCACAAGAUCCCUAGAUCGCACCCGCCCAGUAACUGCUGCCAUUGCAGUUCCUAAUACAGAUGACAAAGCUGCCAAACAUUUAGAUAUAAUAAGUUUUAAUCGUUAUAACGGCUGGUAUUCAAAUGCCGGUCGAUUGGACAUGAUCACCAGCCGAGUGGUCAAUGAGGCUGUGGCAUGGAACAAGAAACACAAUAAACCAGUUCUCAUGUCAGAAUACGGAGCCGAUACAGUCGAAGGCUUACAUUUCCUGCCGUCUUAUGUAUGGUCAGAAGAAUACCAAGCCGAGUUAUUUUCUCGACACUUUAGAGCCUUCGAUAUUCUGCGUAAGAAGUCUUGGUUCAUUGGGGAGUUCGUGUGGAAUUUUGCCGAUUUCAAAACAGCACAAACUGUAACACGGGUGGGUGGAAACAAAAAAGGUGUCUUCACACGCAACCGUCAGCCCAAGUCUGCCGCUCAUCUGCUGAGGAAGCGUUACUUUGCUCUCGGCCAGGAAGUGGAUCAAUGUACUUUCCCAGAAGAUCUGUUUAUCUACAUUACAGAUAGUACAGCGAGUAGUAAAACACACGAUUCCACCGAUUUGUAAUUAGCAUAAAAAGCAUUUAAGACAACAAAACUAAAAGGUUUCAUGAGGAAGACGAGUAACAACUACACACCAAACGAGAAACUAGGAUUAAUGUACAUAAUUUUAUUUUUUCUUUAGUUCAUAAGUUCCAUUCGCCAAGACUUUACUAUUGUAACAAUAUUGCGAUAUAAAUAAAAAAAAAGAGGUUUUGUAUAAUCAUA
Molecule: messenger RNA, 2607 nt
Organism: Episyrphus balteatus (marmalade hoverfly)
Lineage: Eukaryota; Metazoa; Arthropoda; Insecta; Diptera; Syrphidae
Product: beta-glucuronidase
Exons: 13
Coding region: 437-2407 (656 amino acids)
Biological process (GO): carbohydrate metabolic process; glucuronoside catabolic process
Molecular function (GO): beta-glucuronidase activity; carbohydrate binding
Source: RefSeq, a predicted model, not a curated record